GGGAGAGCGGUUCGUCUCAUCAGCUCCUUGACCGUAAAGUGAGCAGCGGAAGGAAGGAAGGAAGCACCUGAACCUGCGUGUCUUAUUUAUUUAACACUAGUUACGGUGCACGACACGGCUUAAAAAAUAUCAUAAAAGUACAGUUAAUAUGUCGUGAAAACAAUUUCCGACUUGUUUCAACCAUUGGAAAACUGUAUUUUUUUUCUGAAUGGGAGCGUGGAAGCGCAGCACGCUGAAUUUCGUGCGGCUAUAGCUGGUUUCAACUUUGUGGAAAUAUGUAACUGUGACAAAUGAGACUGUAACAUGGAGCAGUCGGCUACUCUCGACAUAGAGACGCUGAAGAUUACCCAGGAGCAGUUUAUCCUCGCGUCCCAGUCCCUGCACCUCCAGAGACCCGGCUGUGGUGCCGUGUACCCGGUGGGUCUGUACGGCUGGAGGAAACGAUGCCUCUACUUCUUCCUGCUGCUGCUGCUGGUCACCAUGAUCGUUAACCUGGCCCUCACUGUCUGGAUCAUAAAGGUCAUGAAUUUCUCAGUGGACGGGAUGGGAAACCUUCAGUUGAAGCAGGAUGGGAUUCGCCUGGAGGGAAUCUCCGAGUUUCUUCUGCCUCUCUACGUGAGCGAGAUCCAGUCCAGGAGGGACAGCUUGUUGGUCUUGGGCUCAGAAAAGAACGUAACGCUGAACGCCAGAAACCAUCUUGGCCAGCUGACCGGUCAGCUCUCAGUGGGGCCCGAGGCUGUGGAGGCCCAGUGCCAGAGGCUGGAGGUACGCAGUAAAGACGGAAGCAGACUGCUGUUCACUGCAAAUGAGGAGGAGGUCAUCAUGACAACAGAGAAGUUCACCGUCACAGGCUCAGAAGGCGCUGUGUUUGGACACUCAGUAGAAACUCCCCUGAUCCAGGCGAGGGCUUCUGAAGACCUGAAGCUGGAGUCUCCAACAAGGACCCUGACCAUGGAGGCUCCCAGGGGGGUGGAGGUUAGCGCUGCCGAAGGGCCGCUGAAGGUCAGCGGGCGCAAAGAUCUGCAGCUGGAGUCCACAGAGGGAGAGAUACUUUUAGAUGCCAACACCAUUCAGCUGGGUAGUCUCCCGCUGGGCAUCUAUACCGCAGCACCCAACCAGGCCUCCCAGGAGCAGACCGUAUACGAGGUGUGUGUCUGCCCCAGCGGCAAGAUCUACCUCUCUCCUGCAGAGACCAGCUCCACCUGCCAGGCCAUGAGCAACAUCUGCCUCUGGAGCUGACCUGCCAGCAGCGUUGGCCAUGGGGGACACCUGUAACAUCUGCUCUGGAGCUGCUGAGGUUGAGAAUCCUCUGUUGGUACAUUAGAGUGGGAGCCACCACAGCUGAACUCUGAGCUGAGGCUAGAGAAGUACAGAAGCACCCAGGUCCAACCAACCAACCAGGACCACUGAGUGUGUUGAGAGGAGCUCUCUGAAAUCAGGAACUCAACCACUAAACUAUACUAGAGUCAGAGGACACACCCUUUAUUUUUCUACUUUAGGCUCAUUCUAAACAGGAAGUGAACUUUUGAACUUUUUCAAGAUUCUGAAAUAAUAGAUGAGAAAAGGUAAAACACAGGUGCCUUCAGCUUUGAAAGAACUCAUAUUGUGACUUGAACCUGUCUGUUCAAUCAGAGAGAGGUAUUAAAGGUUUUUAAAGACGUGAUGUUAGAAAGACACUUAAGCACAACUCUGUCAUGCCCCCCGUCCACAAAAUCCAGUUUUCUUUUUGUUUUUUGUAAUCUCACUAGAUAUUUUAGUUUUUUUCCACUGUGUUAGCAGCUGUUUAAUUUGAGAUUAAACAUGUUUUUUGGUGGCA
Molecule: messenger RNA, 1816 nt
Organism: Centropristis striata (black sea bass)
Lineage: Eukaryota; Metazoa; Chordata; Actinopteri; Perciformes; Serranidae
Product: zeta-sarcoglycan-like
Exons: 8
Coding region: 304-1239 (311 amino acids)
Biological process (GO): cardiac muscle tissue development; heart contraction
Cellular component (GO): sarcolemma; sarcoglycan complex
Source: RefSeq, a predicted model, not a curated record